This is a messenger RNA of Anopheles bellator, 12075 nucleotides long. It is a transcript of the gene Dhc36C, whose product is annotated as dynein axonemal heavy chain 7. Gene Ontology annotation, biological process: microtubule-based movement. Gene Ontology annotation, cellular component: dynein complex. The transcript has 20 exons. Lineage: Eukaryota; Metazoa; Arthropoda; Insecta; Diptera; Culicidae. The record is from RefSeq and is a predicted model, not a curated record. Bases 1 to 12075 code for a protein of 4024 amino acids. Gene Ontology annotation, molecular function: dynein light intermediate chain binding; dynein intermediate chain binding; minus-end-directed microtubule motor activity.
AUGGACCACAGGCCAUCGGCCACGACACGUGGAAAACCCAUUGAUGGCAACCGCUUGGUAACUAAGGUCCCAUCGGCCGGCCCGUCGGGCGGCCCGUCGGGCGGCCCAUCGGGACUUCUGUCCAAAAUCAGCCGAAAGGCACAUCCGGAGCACAAUACGAAACAGAUUUGGCGCGAGCUGAACAUGCCCACCGAUUGUGACUUCCUGGGACCGAGCGUCUUCAGUUUGCCCGAGAAGCUCCUGAGACACAACACAAAGAUGCGACCGUCCCCCCUGGCGCGCCCGCGACCGGACCGGAAUGCGGACAAAAAGAAAAUUCGCUCGUACACAGCCCUGCGUAAGGAUCGCGAAGACUUUCGACGCCGCCUGGUAAGGCUGAUCGUGCGCAAGGAGCAUGAAAAGGACGAUCCCGAAAACACCUUCCCGAACGUGGAGGAGCGUGAGCUGCUCCGCUACUAUCACUACAUACGGCACGGAAUCGAUACGGUGCACGUAUCGCCGGUGGACAAGCGGGUCCUGCAUCGCAUCCUGCGGCUUAUACCGAAAAACCUGAGCCGCUGGAAGCAAGCGUUGCGGGACAUAAUUUGCGAAAUCAAGGAGGACUACUCGUUUGCGGUGCGCAAAGCGGUCGUGGACUUUGUGCUGGGCGACGCGAUGACCAAGUACGCCCGGAAGGAGGAAAUAACACCGGGCCGGGCGGAGAUAAAGGAGAUGCGGCUCAAGUGGAAGCACCGGUACGAUGAGAAUCGGGCAAAGAUCCGUCGCAAUCUGUUCUCCAUCAAUGCGUGCUCCGAGCAGAUCCUGGAGCUGUGGGAUACGACCUUCAAACAGCUGUUGCUUGUCGAUGUCAAGGAGCUGGAAGCGAAGGGUGAAGCGUACGAUUUGACGGAGUUUACGUCCACAGUCAAUCAGCAGAUAGAAGAAGCACGGUUGACGCUGUCUGAUAAGUGGUAUGGAGCGAUCAAAACCAUCUUCCACAAAGGCACCAAGAAGAAGCUGAUCCCGGAUGAGUCGAAACCGAAGAUGCUGAAAAAGUUUUUCAACUCGCUCGCAACCCUCAUGACACGGCAGCUGCAAAACUUGUGCAUCAACAGCAUCGAGGCCUACACGCACUACAUCUGUGACGUUGGGCGCUCGAAUCAAGGAUUUCGGUUGACGAUUCUAUUGGAAAACCAGGACUCGCUGUCGUUCAUUCCGAGUUUUCCACGGUUCCAGAUCGAGAUACUGAAGAUCAUCGACAAUGUGGCGAAAUCGGUCAAAAGCUUUCCACGAAUCGAGCGACAGAUCUAUCCCGACUUUCCCUGUCCACACGAUGUUUUGAGGCCCGAAAUUCCGCCCGAAGUGAUCAACGUGUGUAAGCAAAGAAUUCACGAGAUACUGGAGGAGCAACGCAUCGGGCCCGAGCUGCGGAUGCAGGAUUUCGACAACUACAUGACCCUGAUGAACGGCUCGGACAUCGACGAGAUCGAGCGGUUCAUGGAGAAACGGCCAAGCUUCGAGGAGUACUGCACCUACAUUCAGCGGUACAAAAAGAUGGAGAACGAUGUGGCACGCGAAAUCUACGGUGUGUUGUCGAUGGGUUUCUACGAGUUUCAUCGCGAAGGUCUGAUCGACACGCUGGAGGGGUUGGCCAAGUUCAUGCAGCAAGAGCUGAUCGCGAAGAUGACGGCCGACCAGCAGAGCGGGGCCCAUCAGCUGGCAAUUGAGUACGAGGCGAUAUCGAUGAAAAUCACCACCAUCCCGAAGGACACGGUCGAGCUGAUGUCACUGAAGGCGUACGCUAUCCAGAUGGAGGAGACGACCAUACCGGAGAUGGAGGAACGGUUGAAGAAAAACCUGCACCACCUACUCUACCUGACGGACUACACGAUCUACACGCCGCUGGAAAUCAAGCAGAACAACAACACGUUCCAGUGGUACAUGAAAAUGGCGACUAUUUUUCAGGACCACAAGAACAUCGUCGGGGAGAAGGUGAUCGAGUAUCAGGACGCGCUGAAGCGGCGCAUCGAAAGUUUCCGGCGCGACCUGGAGCUGUUCUGGCAGCAGGUCAAGGAGUACGACUCGUGGGGUGACAUUAAGAACCUGCAAAAGUACAAAAAGAAAGCCACCGCCCUCGACAACAAGCUGGUGGCCGCCAUGGAAAAGAUUGACCAUAUCAACGAGGAGGAGACGGCGUACGGCUGGGACCUGUCGCAGUACCCCAUUCGGAAGCAGUGCCACGACAAGCUGGCGCCGUACAAGCAGCUGUACGACGCCGGGCAGGAGUUUAUGGACAAACAUGAUCUGUGGAUGCACUCGCAGGUCGGUUCGCACGAUCCGGAGCAGGUCGACGACACGGUGGGAACGCUGUACCGCAGCGUGUUCAAGCUGGAGAAGCAUUUUUCCGAUUCGUACCAAACGCAACGCCUGGCACACGAUAUCAAGAACCGCAUCGAUCAGUUCAAGACGCACAUGCCGAUCGUCCAAACGUUGGGCAACCCCGGCAUGAAGGAGCGCCACUGGGAGCAGGUGUCGGAAAUCAUUGGGUUCCCGAUACGCAUCUCGGCCGAGCUGACGCUCGAACGGGUGAUCGACUACGGGUUGGACGAUUACAUACAGCGCUUCGAGACGAUUUCGGAGAGUGCGACGAAGGAGAACAACCUCGAGAAGGCGAUGAUCAAGAUGGUGAACGAGUGGAGCGAUAUGGCGUUCGUGGUCCUGCCGUACCGCGACACCGGCACCUACAUCCUGUCGGCGAUCGACGACAUUCAGGUGCUGCUGGACGAUCACAUCAUCAAGACGCAAACGAUGAAAAGCUCGCUGUACAUCAAACCGUUCGAAAAGGAUAUCAUGGCCUGGGAGAAGAAGCUGAUGCUUCUGCAGGACAUCCUCGAUGAUUGGCUGAAGGUGCAGACGACCUGGAUGUAUUUGGAGCCGAUCUUUUCGAGCCCGGACAUUCAAUCGCAGAUGCCGGAAGAGGGUCGCCGAUUCAGUGCGGUCGACAAGAUCUGGAAGGAUCUGAUGAAGUCGGUUCACGCCGACACGAAGGUUCUGGUUGUGCUGGAAAUAGACAAAAUGUCGGAGAAACUGAAGAAAUCCUACGGCCUGCUGGAGGUCAUCCAGAAGGGCUUGAACGAGUACCUGGAAAAGAAACGGCUUUACUUCCCGCGGUUCUUCUUCCUCUCGAACGACGAGCUGCUGGAGAUCCUGUCGGAAACGAAGGAUCCCACGCGCGUCCAGCCGCACUUGAAGAAGUGCUUCGAGGGUAUUGCCUCGCUGCACUUCACCGAAGCCCUCGACAUCACGAUGAUGCGCUCGAGCGAGGGCGAGGAGGUCGAGCUGGUCGAGGAGGUGUCCACGGGCAAGGCGAAGGGCCAGGUGGAAAAGUGGCUGCUCGAUCUGGAGCGCUCGAUGAAGAGGAGCAUCCACCUGAAGGUGGCCAACUCGUACGAGGCGUACACGGAAACCGAACGCCACCGGUGGAUGCUGAUGUGGCCGGGCCAGUGUAUCCAGUGCAUCUCCUGCGCCUUUUGGACGCUGGAGACUACGCUGUGUUUCGACAGCGAAAACCCGGUCGCGGCGCUGGAAGAGUACCUGGAGACGUGCAAGGUUCAGAUAUCGUUCAUCGUGGACCUGGUCCGCGGGAAGCUGGCCAUGCAGAAUCGCCUCACGCUCGGGGCACUGGUCGUGCUGGAUGUUCAUGCGCGCGACGUGCUGCUGGAACUGAUCGAGAAGCGAACGGGGCAGGUGGACGACUUCAACUGGUUGGCCCAGCUGCGUUACUACUACGAGGAGCAGAACCUGGCCACCCGUAUGAUCAACUCGACGCUCCCGUACGGGUACGAGUACCUCGGUAACACCUCCCGGCUGGUGAUCACCCCGCUCACGGAUCGCUGUUUUCGGACGCUGUUCGGGGCACUCCACCUGCACCUCGGGGGAGCACCGGAGGGACCGGCCGGGACGGGUAAGACGGAGACCACCAAAGACCUGGCGAAAGCGGUCGCCAAGCAGUGCGUCGUGUUCAACUGUUCCGACGGGCUGGACUACAUCGCGUUGGGCAAGUUUUUCAAGGGGCUCGCCUCGUGCGGUGCCUGGUCGUGCUUCGAUGAGUUCAACCGCAUCGACUUGGAGGUGCUGUCGGUGGUGGCACAGCAAAUUCUGACCAUCCAGCGGGGCAUCAAUGCCGGUGCGUCCACGAUGGUGUUCGAGGGCACCACGCUGACGCUCGAUCCGACCUGCGCCGUGUUCAUCACGAUGAACCCGGGCUACGCCGGCCGGUCGGAGCUGCCGGACAACUUGAAGGCCCUGUUCCGCUCCGUCGCCAUGAUGGUGCCGGACUACGUGCUGAUCUCGGAGAUCGAGCUGUACGCUUUCGGCUUCCUUAACGCCAAACCGCUGGCGGUGAAGAUCGUGGCCACGUAUCGCCUAUGCUCGGAGCAGCUCAGCUCGCAGCCUCACUACGACUACGGGAUGCGCGCGGUCAAGUCGGUACUGAAGGCGGCCGGUGCACUGAAACUGCGCUACCCGGGCGAAUCGGAAGACAUAUUGGUGCUGCGGUCGAUCAAGGACGUAAAUUUAGCGAAAUUCCUCACCCAAGAUGUGGCCCUGUUCCAGGGCAUCAUCUCGGACCUGUUCCCGGGCGUGGCGCUCCCGGCACCGGACUACGCAGUGUUCGACGAGGCCGUGCGGGGGGCCUGCACGAAGCACAACAAGCAGUGCACCCCGUUCUUCCUCGAGAAGGUGCAGCAGCUGUACGAGAUGAUCGUAGUGCGACACGGGCUGAUGCUCGUGGGCCCGCCGCUGGGGGGCAAAACGACAGCGUACCGUGUGCUGGCUGAAGCGUUGGCUAGCAUCGAGGAGUCAGCGAGCGAGAUGGGCGAGCACCGGGUCCAGUACACCGUGAUCAACCCGAAGGCCAUCACGAUCGGGCAGCUGUACGGGCAGUCGGACCCGGUGUCGCAGGAGUGGAGUGACGGGAUCCUGGCGGUCAGCUACCGCCAGUACGCCCAAAGCACGAGCCCCGACCGGAAGUGGCUGAUUUUCGACGGUCCGGUCGAUGCGAUCUGGAUCGAGAACAUGAACACGGUGCUGGACGAUAACAAGAAGCUGUGCCUGAUGUCGGGCGAGAUCAUUCAGCUCGCCCCGACCACGAACCUCCUCUUCGAGGUGAUGGACCUGGACGCGGCUUCGCCCGCCACCGUGUCCCGGUGCGGUAUGAUCUUCAUGGAACCGCUGGCGCUGGGCUGGGAGCCGCUGCUGGAGUCGUGGAAGACCACGCUGCCCCCGGCCCUGCACUCGCUGAACAAGCAGGUGAUCACGCAGAUGUUUCACCGCUUCUGCCCGCUGCUGCUGUGGUUCGUGCGCAGGGGCGGCGGGCUGCGCGAGAUGCUGCCGACGAGCGACUCGAACCUCGUCCUGUCGGUGAUGCACUUGUUCGACUGCUUCAUGGACGACUACCGGAACGAGGCGUACAUGAAGGCGGUCUCGGAGGUGGACGUGCGGGCGCAGCUCGAGGGGGUGUUCUUCUUUUCCUGCAUUUGGGCUAUUGGCGGCCCGCUCGAGACCGACAGUCGGUGCCGCUUCAGCGAACUCUUCCGCGCACUGACCGAGAAAGUGUUUCCGCCGGAGCUGAACGAGAAGUUCCGCAUACCGGAGCAUCUGCAGGUGCCGCCACUGCCGAAGCCAUUCAUCUUCCAGAUCCCGAGGGGUGGCACCGUCUUCGACUACCGCUUCACGAAGGAGGGCAAGGGGAAGUGGCGCCCGUGGGCCGAGGAGAUUGGCCAGAGCACCAGCAUCCAGCGGGACGUGCCGGUGAAUCAGGUGAUCGUGCCGACGGUCGAAACGAUACGCAUCGGGGCGCUCCUGGAGCUGCUGGUGCAGCACGGCAAGUGUCUGCUGCUCGUCGGGCCCACGGGCACCGGCAAGAGCGUCUACACGAUCGACUUCCUGCUCAAGCGCAACGACACCAACGUCUUCAAGCCGCUGCUGAUCGCGUUCUCGGCGCAAACGACCGCCAACCAGGUGCAGGACAUCAUCAUGUCGAAGCUGGACAAGCGGCGCAAGGGCGUGUACGGGCCGCCGCUCGGUAAGAGGUGUGUCGUGUUCAUCGACGACGUGUCGAUGCCGAUCCGCGAAACGUACGGCGCCCAGCCCCCGAUCGAGAUCGUGCGCAUGUGGCUCGACCACCGCCUCUGGUACGACCGGAAGGACGUGACCGCGAUGAAGCUGGUCGACCUGCAGCUGAUGUGCGCGAUGGGGCCGCCGAGCACCGGCAACACCGUGUCGGCCCGCUUCUCCCAGCACUUCAACGCCGUCGCGAUGGACGAGUUCGACGACCAGACGCUUCAGCAGAUCUUCAGCAAGAUCGUGCUGUGGCACCUGGAUACGCGCGGUUUCUCCAAGGAGUUCGAUCCGUGCAUCGACGAGAUCGUGCUGUCGACGCUGCAGCUGUACCGCCAGGCGCGGGCCAUCCUGCUGCCGACGCCGGCCAAGUGUCACUAUCUGUUCAACUUGCGCGACUUCUCGCGCGUCAUCCAGGGUGUGCUGCUGUCCGUGCCGGAGGGCACCGAAACGCUCAACUCCAUGCGGCGCCUCUGGGGCCACGAGAUCCUGCGCGUCUACGGCGACCGGCUGGUGGACGACGCCGACCGGGAGUGGCUGUUCCAGGAGCUGUGCACCGUGAUCCGCGAGUACAUGAGGGAGGAUCCGAAGGUCCUGUUCGAGCGGUUCGUCGAAGGCAACGAGCUGACCGAGACGUCGCUCCGGGCGCUCAUGUUCUGCGACUUCACCAACCCGAAGGCGGACACGAAGCUCUACCUCGAGGUGAUGGACAUCGAGGAGCUCAGCUUCGUCGUCGAGUCGUACCUGGUGGAGUUCAACAACAUGUCCAAGAAGCCGAUGUCGCUGGUGCUGUUCCGGUUCGCGAUCGAGCACCUGUCCCGUAUCUGCCGCAUCAUCAAGCAACCCCGCAGCCACGCCCUGCUGGUGGGAGUCGGUGGUUCCGGCCGGCAGUCACUCGCCCGUAUCGCCUCGCACAUUUGCUCGUACGAAUUAUACCAGGUGGAAAUCUCCCGUCAAUACGGCAUGACGGAGUGGCGCGAUGAUAUGAAGAAUUUGCUGAAAAAAGUUUGCGGUGCCGAUCAGCACAUUUGCUUCCUGUUCACCGACACGCAGGUCAAGGAGGAGGGCUUCCUGGAGGACAUAAACAAUCUGCUCAACUCGGGUGAAAUUCCCAACCUCUUCACCAACGAGGAGAAGAGUGAGAUCAUCGAACGAAUGCGCCAGAUGGACCGGCAGAAGGAGAAAAGUCAGCAAACCGACGGCAGCAUCGUGGCGCUCUUCAAUCUGUUCGUCACGAUCAUCCGCGAUCAACUUCACAUCGUGUUGUCCAUGUCGCCGAUUGGCAGCGCUUUUCGUAACCGUGUCCGUAAGUUCCCAUCGAUCGUGAACUGCUGCACGAUCGAUUGGUUCCAGCCGUGGCCGAAGGAUGCUCUGACGGCGGUGGCCACUAAGUUUCUGUCGACGGUUGAAAUGGUCGACAUGGAGCGGCAGUGUUGCAUCGAUAUGUGCAUGGAGUUCCACACCACCACCCAGCAGCUGUCGGACGAGUUUCUGAUCCGACUCAACCGAUACAACUACGUCACGCCGACGUCCUACCUUGAGAUGAUCCACACCUUCAAGACGCUGCUCGACCGCAAACGGACAGAGGUGCUCACGGGGAAAAAUCGCUACCUGACCGGGUUGAAGCAGUUGGAAAUUGCGGCCCAGCAGAUUGGCGUGAUGCAGGAGCAGCUGGAAGCGGUGCAGCCGCAGAUGAAGAUUGCCGCUGAAACGGUGGCCCAGCAGAUGGCCAAGGUGCAGGCGGACAGUGAGGUGGCCGCCGAACAGAAGCAGCUGGUGGAGAAGGACGAGGCGGCCGCCCAGGAGCAGGCGGCCGCCGCGAACGCCAUCAAGGAGGUGUGUGACGCGAAGCUCGCCGACGCGAUGCCCAUUCUGGAGGCGGCCAUGGAAGCGCUCAACACGCUGACGCCGGCCGACAUCACGAUCGUGAAAACGAUGAAAAGCCCCCCGGUCGGAGUGAAGGUGGUGAUGGAGGCCGUCUGCAUCCUGAAGGACCUGAAACCGGACCGGGUACAGAAUCCGUCCGGCAUGGGCAUGAUCGAGGACUACUGGGGGCCAUCGAAGCGGCUGCUGGGCGACAUGAAGUUCAUGGAGGGGCUGCUGAACUUCGAGAAGGACGAUAUCCAACCGAAGGUCAUCCAGAAGCUGGAGGAGCGCGUGCUGACGAACGAGAACUUUGACCCGGAGAAGGUAAAGGCGGCCUCGACGGCCGCCGAAGGGCUGUGCAAAUGGGUCAUCGCGAUCGUGAAGUAUGACAAGGUGGCGAAAGAGAUUGCCCCGAAAAAGGCGGCCCUAGCGGAGGCUCAGGAGAGCUACAAUUCCGCAAUGACGGUGCUGAAUGCCAAGUUGGAGCAGCUGCGUAUAGUGGAGGAGAACCUAGCCGAUCUGCAGCGCAAGCUGGACGAGCAGAUAGCGCAACACGCCAAACUGCAGGCCAACGUCGAGCUGUGCAUGAAGAAGCUGGAACGAGCCACCGAAAUCAUCACGGGGCUGGGCGGUGAGAAGGACCGCUGGCAGACGGCGGCCGACACGCUGGCCCAGGUCUACGACACGCUUACCGGGGAUGUGCUGAUAGCUUCGGGGAUCGUAGCGUACCUCGGCCCGUUCACGAUGCAGUUCCGGGCGCAGCAGAUCACCCAGUGGAAGGAGCGUUGCGCCGAUCGUGGUAUCAUCUGCUCGCGCGACUUCCAGCUGGUCAACGUGCUGGGCAACCCGGUCGACAUACGGGCGUGGAACAUCUUCGGCUUGCCCAGCGAUGCCUUUUCGAUCGAGAGUGCAAUCAUCAUCCACAACGCCCGACGCUGGCCACUGAUGAUUGAUCCGCAGGGGCAGGCGAACAAGUGGGUUCGCAAUAUGGAGAGGGCAAACCGGAUUUGCAUCAUCCGACUGACCCAGCCGGACUACACGCGUGUCCUGGAGAACGCUAUCCAGUUCGGGCUACCGGUGCUGCUGGAGAAUGUCGGCGAAGAAAUCGAACCCCUGCUGGAACCGAUCCUGCUGAAGCAAAUCUUUCGCCAGGGCGGAACGAUGUGCAUCAAGCUCGGUGACUCGGUGAUCGAGUAUAACGAUUCGUUCAAGUUCUACAUUACGACGAAACUGCGCAGCCCACACUAUUUGCCCGAGAUCGCCGUUAAGGUGACGCUGCUCAAUUUUAUGAUCACCCAGACGGGGCUCCAGGAUCAGCUGCUGUCGAUAACGGUGGCGCGCGAGCGUCCCGAUUUGGAGACGGAGAAAAACUCGCUGAUCGUGCAGGGGGCCGAGAACAAGCGGCAACUGCAAGAGAUCGAGGACAAGAUCCUGCAGGUGCUGUCGUCCGAGGGUAACAUCCUCGAGGACGAGACGGCCGUGUCGGUCCUAAGCUCGUCGAAAACGCUGGCCAACGAAAUCAACGAAAAGCAAAUCAUUGCCGAGGUAACUGAGCGUCAGAUCGAUGCCGCCCGUUUGCAGUACACCCCAAUCGCGGCGCACUCCACCGUGCUGUUCUUUACGAUUGCCGACCUGGCGAGCAUCGAUCCGAUGUAUCAGUACAGCCUGAGUUGGUUCGUCAAUCUCUUUACCGCGGCUAUCGACAAUACCGAGAAGGUGGACGAGGUGCCGGCCCGCUUGGAGGACCUUAGGACCUACUUCACGUACAGCCUGUACGAGAACAUCUGCCGCAGUCUGUUCGAGAAGGACAAGAUACUGUUCUCGCUGCUGUUGGCCACCAACCUGCAGCUCGACGCCGCCCAGCUGGAAACGGCCGAGCUGAUGUUUCUGCUGACCGGUGGCGUUGGAUUGGAUAACCCGGAUCCGAAUCCCGCCAGCGAUUGGUUACCGGCGAAGAAUUGGGAUGAAAUCUGUCGGCUGACGGGUGCGUUCGGAGAGGUGUUCGAGGGGCUGCAGCAGCACGUCACCGCCAACAGGGAUACAUGGAAGCAGUUUUUCGACGAUGAAACGCCACACGCAGCGACGGUGCCCGAUCCGUGGAGUGGGCGCUUGACGGCAUUCCAGAAGCUGCUGCUACUGCGCUGUUUCCGCCCGGAUAAACUGGUUCCUGCAAUCGAGCUAUAUGUGGCACAAACGAUGGAACCAAAGUACGUCGAACCUCCUCCGUUCAAUCUGAACGCGUCGUACGAUGAGUCGAACUGCUGCGUACCGUUGAUCUUCGUCCUAACACCCGGUACCGAUCCGACGGCCACAUUGCUAAAGUUCGCCGACACCCAAGGGCUCGGUGCUAGCCGGCUGUUCUCGCUUUCGCUGGGCCAGGGUCAGGGUCCGAUCGCAGCGAAGAUGAUCGACGAGGGCACCAAAUUCGGUAACUGGGUCCUGUUGCAAAACUGUCACCUUGCGCAAAGCUGGAUGCCGACGUUGGAGAAAAUCUGCGAAAGCUUCCAGCCCGAUACGACCCAUCCGGACUUCCGGCUCUGGUUAACCUCCUACCCGACGGAGCACUUCCCGGUGGUGGUGCUACAGAACGGCAUCAAGAUCACCAACGAGCCGCCGAAGGGUUUGCGCAUGAACGUGACCCGCUCCUUCACGAGCGAUCCGAUCUCGAACGUCGAAUGGUUCGAAGCCUGCAAGCAACCGGUCAGCUUCAAGAAGCUUCUGUACAGUUUGUGCUUCUUCCACGGCAUCGUUCAGGAGAGGCGUCAGUUCGGCCCGAUCGGUUGGAACAUCCCGUACGAGUUUAACGAAACCGACCUGAGCAUCAGCAUGACACAGUUGCGCAUAUUUAUGGACGAGUACGAAGAGGUUCAGUACGUGGCGCUGCGCUAUCUUACGGGCGAGUGCAACUACGGAGGUCGUGUAACCGAUGACUGGGAUCGCCGCUGUCUGAACACGAUCCUGGCAAAGUUCUACCAACCGGCCGUGCUAGACAGCAGUGGAUUCUACUUCGAUGAUGCCGCACAAUACCCGGUGCCGGACCUGAAAGAACACGAAGAGUUUGUGGCGUUCCUUAAGGAUCUACCGAUGAUUGCGAGGCCGGGAGUGUUUGGUUUACACGAGAAUGCCGAUAUCACAAAGGACCAGAAGGAGACGGACUCGUUGUUGGCCAGCACGCUAAAGACGAAGGAUCGUACGGAUUUGCUCUACAUGAAGAUUCUAGAGGAUCAGAAGAACACUUCAACAGGUGUGUUUAAGGAAUCUCCAGCAGAGUUGGUCAUUCGUGUAUCGAGCGAUAUUUUGAAGCGUUUGCCACCGGAAUUCGAUCGUGAUGCGGCCUUGGAGAAGUAUCCCACCGAUUAUCAUCAGAGCAUGAACACGGUGCUGGUCCAGGAAAUGGUACGAUUCAACGCGUUGCUAAACUGCAUACGGAGCAGCCUUGAUACGGCUCGAAAAGCAAUGCAAGGAUUGGUGGCCAUGUCACCGACGGUGGAGGAGGUGGUCGGGGCCAUUUUGAUCGGAAAAAUACCUUCAGUUUGGGCAAAACGAUCCUACCCGAGCUUGAAGCCGCUCGGAUCGUACAUCACGGACUUUAUUGCGAGGCUAGAGUUCCUUCAGAAAUGGUACGACGAAGGACCGCCGGCCACGUUCUGGGUUUCCGGGUUCUUCUUCACCCAAGCCUUUCUGACCGGAGCCCAGCAGAACUACGCCCGCAAGUACGUGAUCCCGAUCGAUCUGCUGGUGUUCGACAAUAAGGUACAGCGGGCGACGGAAUUUAACGAACCACCGGAGGAUGGCGUUUACGUGUACGGGCUGUUUUUAGAAGGCACUCGGUGGGACACGGAAAAUGGUUAUCUGGCGGAAUCGAUACCUCGCGUCCUGUUCGACACCAUGCCCCAUAUUCUACUGAAACCGAUAAAGAAGGAAGAUUUCGUGCCGAGACAUACGUAUACCUGCCCCGUGUACAAAACGGCCGAACGCCGGGGAACGCUCUCGACGACGGGGCAUAGCACUAACUUCGUGAUUGCCCUGCUGCUGGACUGUGCCCCUAACGCUAAGCCGGAGCACUGGGUUAUGCGAGGCGCUGCCAUGCUGUGUCAACUGAGUCACUAA